AUGGAAGACGAAGAAGAAGCCUACAAGUUAUGGCGGAUCAGAAAAACUGUCAUGCAAAUGUGCCAUGACAGAGGGUAUAUGGUAUCGCAGGAAGAAUUGGAUCAAACGUUCGAUCAAUUUCAUGAACAGUUUUACAGCGAAAUGAGUGAAAGUAGCCAGGUACGCGGAUUAUUAUCCAUGUUGGUGCAUCACAUCGAUGAUCCUACAGAACAACUGUUUGUUUUCUUCCCGGACGAGCCUAAAGUGGGGAUUAACACGAUUAAAAAAUACUGCCAACGAAUGCAGCGAGAGAAUAUCAAUCGCGCUAUAAUCAUCAUACAAUCUGGAAUGACUCCAACCGCGAAACAGUCUUUGAUCGAUAUGGCUCCUAAAUACACAUUGGAAUCAUUCAUGGAAUCCGAAUUAAUGAUAAAUAUAACCGAACAUCAUUUAGUUCCUAAACAUAUAGUCAUGAGUCCUGAAGAAAAGGCUGAGCUUCUAGCUAGAUACAAAUUAAAGGAGCAUCAAUUACCUAGGAUUCAAGUAGGUGAUCCUGUAGCUCGUUAUUAUGGUUUAAAGAGAGGGCAGUUUGUAAGAAUUAUCAGGCCAAGUGAAACUGCAGGAAGAUAUAUAACAUAUCGCUUAGUUUCUUAAGCGAAGCAAUAAUAUUUCGUUAACUAUUAUAUAAUCAAACCCAAUAUUGUAUGUAUUAUGUGUUGUUAAUAAAUAUUGCCGUUAUGAUAAUAAAAUAAGGAUUUUU
Trichoplax adhaerens is the source of this 739-nucleotide messenger RNA. RefSeq lists its product as hypothetical. The transcript is spliced from 8 exons. Bases 1 to 633 code for a protein of 210 amino acids. Gene Ontology annotation, molecular function: DNA-directed RNA polymerase activity; DNA binding. NCBI's taxonomy places the organism in Eukaryota, Metazoa, Placozoa, Uniplacotomia, Trichoplacea, Trichoplacidae. The record is from RefSeq and is a predicted model, not a curated record. Gene Ontology annotation, biological process: DNA-templated transcription. Gene Ontology annotation, cellular component: RNA polymerase II, core complex; RNA polymerase III complex; RNA polymerase I complex.